Molecule: messenger RNA, 1174 nt
Organism: Caenorhabditis elegans
Lineage: Eukaryota; Metazoa; Nematoda; Chromadorea; Rhabditida; Rhabditidae
Source: the annotation of a RefSeq genome assembly
AUGGCGGAAAAACUGGCGGAUAAAUCGGAUUUGAACGAAAUGUCCGAAGCUCCAUCACCAUUCGAUCUGCCAGAAGGAAAUCUUCAUGAAAUUGUGGACAACGUGGAUCCGAUCAAUCGCUCCGAUUCACCUACUCUUCCUGACAGUUCCGUGGGAGUGAAUGAGCUGGCGAUAAAGUUGGAUUCGAUGAAAAUGUCCGAAAGCUACAAGACUAUUGGCGUGAAAUACACAAAAUCAGUUGCUGAUAUGCCAGAUGUCGUAUGUCGCGGAAUUGUCGACUAUUCGUUUCCGGGUUUGAAUCCCAGUGCAAGAAUCUUCCUGGCCCAUAUCAGCUCCGAAUUGAAAAAUGUGAUCUCAUCAAAAAAUAUUGGCAUAAAGAAGUGUGAAAUGAGCUUGUACCUUGGGCGUUUCCAUCUCAGAAUCAAAGAUGAGACAAUUAAAUACGAUUCCGAUAAAAAUGGCUGUCGUGUUGGAGGUUCUGUGCCGACAAAAUGGAACUUAUCAGUCGAAAAAUCUCCGCUAGAUGCUUUGCUCGACGAUCUCUCCAUUAUUUUGGAGAACAAAAAGCUUCGAUUGGAUGAAUUCGUAGUUGUCGGAGCUGAUUUUUUGUCAACAGAGCAGUGGAAGCAGCUUGUGGAAAUUCUGAACAUAUGCUACAAUUCGGCUGGGCCAUUUAAUGCCAAGGAAAUCAACAUCACCACAGUUGGUGCUGAAAAAAUGAUUGAUUUGAUCGCUCGCUUCAAGCCUGGAAUUCUCGAAAAAAAUAGAAAUUGUCUGGCACUAUAUGCCAUCAAAUUUUUUAACUGAUGCUCUUUCCAUGUAUGACCUUGAUCAAUGGAAGCAAGCAAAAUCGGUGCGAAUGUCCAGUGGCAAUGAGGCAGCGAUGUCAUUUCCUCUCAAACAUCUCGCCCACUUGAACGAUUUUGUUGUAGGCUGGAACAUAUUCUCUGUAAAAGAUGCGAUGGAUUUGAAGCAUAUUGUUGAAAGAUCGGAAGUGUUGGAGUAUGGAACGUUCGUGAUUAAAAAUUCAAUUGGCAAAGAAAUUGUGAGAGUUUUCGACCCAGACUACAAUCAGGAAAAUGUCACGGAAAAUGGGGAUCUAAACUACACAAUUAACUCAUAUUAUAUUACCAUCAAAAAGAACCACGUGUCUGUGAAAAAGGGUAUUAAUUAA